AAGAGCAGCACAGAGAGCUAAAAGAGGCGAGACCGAAAGACUGGUCACUAAACUAAUAAACGUCUGCCGGCCUGACCACAAAAUGAGGAACAUUUCAAAGACGAGAGCACGAUUUUUUCUUAAGGGAAUACGGUUUUCUCUAGAAAGUGGGCAAAUGGGUUAAAGAAAACUGCAUGUUGGAUUUACUACUUUCGCUUCUUUAUUGUUUUUUUUUCCAUAUCGGCCAUGACAUAACCGGGGAAUCUCUCAAAUGCCCUGUAUUUCUGUGAAGACUGCCCCUGCACCCCCAGUCUGGAGAUGUUAUCUAUCCAGCACUGCAACACCUCAGCUCUGGCUGCCAUAGCACCCAUCUCCAACCAGACCCCUGGGACAGUCGAGGUGGCAGCCAUGGGCAAUAAGGACAACCGAACAGUGAGUUCUGUUAUGACCAAUCUCAAUUCCAAUGACCCAACAUCUGCUGGACUCUCCAUGACCCUAGGCGUCCUGUCUAACAUUAUUGCGCUCUUCAUUCUGGCCAAGGCCUACGCCCGUCUUCGACGGCGUUCCAAGGCCACGUUCCUGCUCUUCGCCAGCUCCCUGGUGGCAACGGACUUUGCAGGCCACAUCAUCCCUGGCGCCCUGGUGCUGCACCUCUACUCAAACCAUGCCAAUCUGAACUCGCCCCCUGACACAGAUGCCACUUGCCUGUUUCUGGGUGGCAGCAUGGUGUUCUUCGGCCUGUGCCCGCUCUUCCUGGGCUGCGCCAUGGCAGCCGAGCGAUGCCUGGGAGUGACUCGGCCACUCCUCCAUGCCCGACUUGUCUCUACUACUCGUACUAAAGUGGCUGUGGCGUUGAUCUGGUUGGUAGCGCUUCUUGUGGCCUUGUCUCCCGUCAUCGGGCUUGGAGAAUACACCUAUCAGUACCCAUGGACCUGGUGCUUCAUUAGAGUGCUUGAGAAAACAAAAGACACUGAUGUGGCCUUCGUGCUGCUGUUCUCUGGGCUGGGGCUUGCCUCGCUGGCUGUGUCAUUAGUGUGCAACACGAUCAGUGGGAUGACCCUGGUGCUGGCCAGACUGCGGAGGAGAAAGUGCCCACGCCGCAUAGCAAAAUCGCAUGACAUCGAGAUGGUGGCGCAGUUGGUGGGGAUCAUGGUCACGUCCUGCAUUUGCUGGAGCCCCCUGCUGAUCUUCGGCCUGAUGUCAGUCAGACACUCCUAUAGCGGCUCCGAGACAGAUGACAAGCCCUACAAGAAGUUGAUGGUGAUGGGGGUGCGCCUGGCCUCCUGCAACCAGAUCCUGGACCCCUGGGUUUAUAUCCUGCUGCGACGAGCCGUGCUCAGGAAGAUUUACAGGCUAACAACCGGCCGCAUGGACACGAGGGGAAGCACCUUCCGCCGCUGGGAGAUCAGCUCCUUCCAGAGCUCUGAGAAAAAUGCCGUCAAACGGAUCUAAAGGAAUUCCAGAGAGGAGAGUUUAUUCCAAAUGGAGAAGAAAAGAAGGACAGAAAAAGUGGAAAGAGCAUCUGGAAUGUUCUCCUCCUGACUGAGCUCUGUAGUGUCUCACAGUGUACCUGCUAUGGACCUUUAGAGAACAUGUCAAGUGAGGGAGGAAUAUACAGAAGCUGGUAAUGCAAGCUGUGCCAAUAGUUUGGUCUCCUGUUGGUGUCUCAUCACAAUGAUUGCCUUUACCAGUGAGGCCAACAUGCUCCUGCUGAAAUGUGAAUGGUUUUGAGAUCAUGGAUCAGGAUUCAUAAUGCUCGCCAACUACACUAUAGUUGGUGGGUGAUUUCAAGAGCUGUUAGGAACCACCUUUAUGAUGGUCACGGCUUGGGGGCAAAGAUGCCUGCCUUAAAAAGGCUCAGUUAUUUUCCAUACAUGCUAGAUGCAGACACUUCAUUGCAAAAGAAGAAUUUAGUGGAUUUGAGACAUGUUAAAAAAAGGUCAAAGUAGCUAAGAGUGCAAACAUUCUGGUUAACAAAAUAUCCAUUGUAACAUUAUUAAACCAUGCACUUAGGUACAGUAAUAUGCAAAAAUCUGAGACCACCCUUUCAUUUAAUAUAUUUCCAGUCCAAAUGGCCAUGAAGUACAAGUUGUUCAUUUUUUAGUGUCAGGAAAGAAGCAAA
Molecule: messenger RNA, 2101 nt
Organism: Colossoma macropomum (tambaqui)
Lineage: Eukaryota; Metazoa; Chordata; Actinopteri; Characiformes; Serrasalmidae
Gene: ptger1b
Product: prostaglandin E receptor 1b (subtype EP1)
Exons: 3
Coding region: 298-1431 (377 amino acids)
Biological process (GO): positive regulation of cytosolic calcium ion concentration; adenylate cyclase-activating G protein-coupled receptor signaling pathway; inflammatory response
Cellular component (GO): plasma membrane
Molecular function (GO): prostaglandin E receptor activity; thromboxane receptor activity
Source: RefSeq, a predicted model, not a curated record